Messenger RNA from Lycium ferocissimum, 1913 nucleotides. RefSeq names its product pyruvate dehydrogenase E1 component subunit beta-1, mitochondrial-like. Gene Ontology annotation, molecular function: pyruvate dehydrogenase (acetyl-transferring) activity. The record is from RefSeq and is a predicted model, not a curated record. Gene Ontology annotation, biological process: pyruvate decarboxylation to acetyl-CoA. Bases 291 to 1403 code for a protein of 370 amino acids. Lineage: Eukaryota; Viridiplantae; Streptophyta; Magnoliopsida; Solanales; Solanaceae. The transcript has 15 exons.
AAAGAAAGAUUUGGCAGCUAGCACCCAUGACACUACACGUAUAUCGACUUUGAUGAAAAGAAGUAAAGGAGAGAGAAUCCUUGUUGCCCGUACAUUAAAUUAUAACUUUACAAGAGUCUAGUGAAGUCGGUUCGUGCCACAUCUUAUGUGUCAUAACACACAGAGCGACACACAAUCAGGUACAAAGUAGGCUAAACUUAGCCAAGCUGAUGAUUGAUCGUGUCCUGUUUUGCUUCUUGUCAUCUUGAUUUAUUCGGUGGGUAAUUAAGUUGGUAUUUGGAAGAGAAGAUAUGAUGUUGAGGAUUGCAAAGCCUAAAGUCUGUUUCAGAGGCUUAAUAGCUCCAAUUUUGGGGCCAGCUAUUUUGACUCGGAGAAGUUAUUCAUCUGGAGUUAAGCAGAUGAUGGUGAGAGAAGCACUAAAUUCUGCUCUUGAUGAGGAAAUGGCAGCUGAUCCUAAAGUAUUUUUAAUGGGUGAAGAGGUUGGAGAAUAUCAAGGUGCUUACAAGGUCUCGAAAGGACUCUUGCAGAAGUAUGGCCCAGACAGGGUUGUUGAUACCCCAAUUACUGAGGCUGGAUUUACCGGACUUGCAACCGGAGCUGCAUAUUAUGGACUUAGGCCUGUAUUAGAGUUCAUGACCUUUAACUUUGCCAUGCAGGCAAUGGACCAUCUGAUUAACUCUGCGGCCAAAACAAACUACAUGUCUAGUGGAAAUAUUAGUGUUCCUAUUGUUUUCCGAGGACCGAAUGGUGCUGCUCUAGGUGUUGGUGCUCAGCACUCUCAGUGUUAUGCACCGUGGUAUGGCUCUGUCCCUGGCUUGAAAGUUGUGGCACCAUAUUCAUCUGAAGAUGCAAGAGGACUUCUAAAAACAGCAAUCAGAGACCCUGAUCCAGUUGUUUUUCUUGAGAAUGAAUUAUUGUAUGGUGAGUCUUUUCCUGUGUCGGACGAAGUUCUUGAUCCUAACUUCACCCUACCUAUAGGGAAAGCAAAAAUAGAGAAAGAGGGGAGAGACGUGACAAUUACAGCAUUCUCAAGGAUGGUUGGCUAUGCUCUCAAGGCUGCAGGGACACUUGCGAAGGAGGAUAUAGAUGCUGAGGUCAUUAAUAUUAGGUCAAUCAGGCCAUUAGACAGAUCUGCCAUCAAUGCUUCGGUGAGAAAAACUAACAGGCUGGUUACUGUUGAAGAUGGAUUUCCUCAACAUGGUGUUGGUGCUGAAAUCUGUGCUUCAGUUGUCGAGGAAAUAUUCGAGUACCUUGAUGCCCCAGUUGAAAGAAUUACUGGUGCAGAUGUUCCAAUGCCUUAUGCUGCCAAUCUUGAAAGAAUGGCUCUUCCACAGAUUGAAGACAUUGUUCGAGCAGCCAAGAGGGUGUGUUACAGAUCUUUGCCAAUGGCAGCUGCUGUUUGAGUGUGUAACCUUUGACGGCUCGUAGGUUCUAUAAAAUAAAUUUGUAGAUGUUUGCCAUUGUCAAUUUGUGCUUUUUAUUGCUUGAGAGGAAAUAAUGUAGCGAAUUGGCAGAGAGAGUUCAAAACUGAUAAUAUUGGGCAAAGAAUAAUGUUGUGGGAAUGAUAUUGGACAGAAUAUAUGCUAAGACAUUCACGGAUGAGGAAGCGCUGCUGCCUGAGGGAUAAUUUGAAGCUUUGAAUUUUUGAAGUGGCGUUUGAUGUAACGUGAAAUCAGUUGAUUCCGAGCAUAUAUCGAAGAUGAUAAAGGGAUUGAAUUUGAUGCCCACUUGAUGCUUGAGAUAGACAUUAUGCGCCGGUAUGUAUAACUAAUACAAAUAGUUUAAUGCAUUGCGAAUUAGUUAUGGAUUCACGAUUGAUUAUGAUCAUGUGUAGUGAGAUAUGAAGAUAUUUGAGCCAGGAAUCUUUAAAGAAGUGGUCCCUUUCCACUUUCCAGUGGAUGUUUACUUCCUCA